AUGCUUGCUGCCAGGAAGAAGCGGUCGACACCGCUGCUGGUCGCCCUCGCCCUCUUCCUCCUCGUCCUCUGCUACCACAGCAGAGAUUCAGACCGCUUAUACAACCAGUGGCUGUCCUCGUUCGAAUCCCACCCCGUCAAGAUAGCUGCCAACCGAACACUGGGCUUCGGCGCAGUCCUCGCCGUCUCCAAGGACGGUUCAGAACGGCGCCAUUCCCUUCUACAGGCCGCCAAUGUGACCGACUUUGACAUUACCAUUCCACAGCAACCAGUCUGGACCGAGGGCGACGUUCAGCGCUUCAUCAAUGGUCAACCCGAUGCUCGAAGAGGUUCGCUACUGGCCUGGCUGGGUCACCACAAUGCCCUCCGAUGGUUCCUCGAUUCCGGUCUAGAGACCGCCCUCAUACUCGAGGAUGAUGUCGACUGGGACAUUCGCCUACGAAGCAUACAGAUCCCACUCGCCGCCAGUGCUACUCGCCAGCUUCUGCCACCCGUUCGCUCACAUCACCCAUUCGCCAACGGUCGCAACGGUCGCACACAAUACUGGGGCAACCAUGAGGACUGGGACCUACUCUACCUCGGCCACUGCGGCGACUACUUUGACGAGGUCACCGAAGACGGGCCUGAUACUUCUCGCCAGGACUUCAACCUGAGCGACAUGCCGCACAUAACGUACACCGAUCCCACAUUGCCUCCUCCAUCCGAACUGCAUCCCUUUACCCAGCUGCUCUUCGGGCUGUUGAAGGUGCCAGAAAAGUCGCGAGUGAUGCAUCGUUCCCGGUUUCCGCUCUGCUCGUUCGGCUAUGCUGUGACCCGAUCGGCCGCUAUGCGACUCUUGGACGAUCUCGCACCACCACGUCUUGAGCCAAAGGGUGCCCGUGCUUUCGACGUCGCGCUUCUCCAUGCAUGUAACAAGGGCGAGAACAUACCAUCGCCGACACCCAAAUCUUUCAAGGGUAUGGCACUCCCUCCUCGCGCCGAAAGUGAAAAACAGCGGACCUACGGACUUCGCUGCUGGACCCUAAACUCUGAACUCUUCCAUCACAUGCCAGGCCAAAGUCAAGUGGACCAAAUAGGUGCAAAAUCGGGUGAACGGCCGGGUAUACCACCAGUUGAUCUCGCAGCUUGGAAUCAAGUCCUGGCCCGCAACGAGACUACGAAUAUUGACUGCGGCUUCUGGAGUGGCGCCUUCUCCUUUCAAGACGACAACAUGGAACAACUUCACGAUUUACAAGAAAAAGUCGGACGUCAAGGCCAAUGCCGCAAGCCAGGCCGCUGGCGAAUGGGGGAAAACGGUGCGACGCCGAUCGAAUGA
Molecule: messenger RNA, 1314 nt
Organism: Plenodomus lingam JN3
Lineage: Eukaryota; Fungi; Ascomycota; Dothideomycetes; Pleosporales; Leptosphaeriaceae
Source: RefSeq, a predicted model, not a curated record